UAGCUGGCAGUGUGUGUGUCAGGUCGCGCUGUGUUACGCUCCUUGACCGCGUUCCUCGAUUCUGGUGGCCUGUGUGUAAAUGCGUUUACGGCGGCAGUUGUGUCAUUAUGCCGCGGAAAUAGAAAGUAUAAACCGUAAAUUCAUUCACUGAUGUGUAGGUGUGUCAGACGGGAGGAAAGUAGAGGGAAAUUAAGUGCGUUUAGAUAUGAAGUUUUGAAUGAUCAGACUCUGAAAAAAUAAAAUAUCCGAUGCUGUCAAAUCGUUCGUAUCCUGUAACACGGUGUGCGAGAAUUUUUUUAUUUUUUUAUGGAUGAGAAUAAAGAGGUGCAUUGAGGAGAAGCCAGGCCUUAUAUGCUAAGGAUUUCUAACUUUAUCAGAAAAGCUGAAACGUAUACUAACAACGCUCAUGUAUCACGGAGCAUAGACAACUUUUUGUCGACUUUUUAAAUUCAGAUUGAUCGAAGAUGUUGGUUGUUUUUCUGCUCUCUUGCUGGAUGGCCCUUUUGGAUGUAACGCAAGGAGAGGUGCCCAGGUCUUCAGGUCCCUUGUCAGAGGUGGUGGCCAUCGAGGGAGGGAGCGUGACUCUGCCUUGUAACAUCACGCCGCCAUCGGCCCGAGAUUCGCCCAUUCUGGUGCUCUUCUAUAAUGGAGUCACUGGGAUGCCCGUUUACAGCAUCGACGCCCGCAACGGGCCCUUGGAGACCUCCAUCCACUGGUCCGAACUGGGCUUGAGGGCGCGAUUCGACACCGCCUCCUCGCCCCAGGGACUCGUCCUCCAGAACGUCACGGCCAGUGACGACGGGGACUAUCGCUGUCGGGUAGACUUCGGGUCGUCCCCGACCAGAAAUCUCAGGGUCAAGUUGAUGGUUGUGGUGCCUCCCCGGCGAAUCAGCAUCACCAAUCAAUCGGGGCUGGAGCUGAGCGGAAUCAUCGGACCUUAUCCCGUGAAGGGCAAGCUAACUCUCACGUGUCAGACCACAGGAGGCAAACCAAAGCCACAGAUCACGUGGUGGCAUGGGACCUCCCUCUUAGACGAAGUCAUGGAGUACAGUGAGGGAGAAAUCGCGACGAAUAUGCUGACGCUGCCUAACCUCUCGCGUCAGCACCUGUUUCGGCUGCUGACGUGCAACGCCACGAACUCGAAUAUGUCGCGACCCCUUUCGGCGUCAGUCACUUUAGACAUGACUUUUCCCCCGAUGGAAGUCAGAAUUUUGGAGAACAAUUCCCCGCUCUCCGAAGGCCAGAAAUAUAAGAUGGUGUGUGAAGCCAUGGGGUCGAGGCCACCUGCCUCACUCACCUGGUACCUGGAUGGAGUUCAGGUUCCCAACAGCAAAGAUCAGAUCUUGCACGACGGGAACAUGACUCGCUCGAUCGUGUACAUCGAGCCCUCCCGAAACGACAAUGGAGAGAUUCUCUCCUGCAGGGCGGACAAUCCCCUGCUGGAGGGAGGGGCCGUGGAGGAUGCUAAGAAACUCAACGUUUACUAUUCUCCUAAACUGCAGCUUCACACGGGCCUGGGUCUCGACGUCACGAACAUCAAGGAAGGAGAUGACAUCUAUUUCGAGUGCAACAUACAGGCAAACCCUCCGGUAUCGAAAGUCCAGUGGUUCCUUGAUGGAAGGGAGCUGGAGCACAACAAAACGUUCGGAGUGAUCCAGAGUAACAUGAGCCUCGUCCUCCAGAAAUUAAGUCGGAAUUCCUCUGGAUUCUACACCUGCAGAGGCACCAACGUGCAAGGCUCGGCCGUGUCUAACGCUGUCCAGCUCAAAGUGAAAUUUUCACCAAUAUGUGCGGAAAACCAGAAGUGGGUCUAUGGCGGAGGGCGACGACAGGCAGUGAACGUGUCCUGUGAGGUGGAGGGACAUCCUCCGGCCAGGUUCUUCCGCUGGGCCUUCAACACCUCCAGCGAGUACAUGGACAUCCCCAAGGAGGAUAUAUCAACGUUCAACGGCAGCAGCGUGGUCACCUAUACGCCCCACACUCACCACGAUUUCGGGUCGCUCCUCUGCUGGGGCAUCAAUGAUGUCAACGUGCAGCAGAAACCCUGUGUCUUCCAUGUUGUACCAGCAGCACCCCCAGAAUCAGUGCACAACUGCAGCGCGUGGCACAACGCCAGCGCAGCCGGCGAGGUGGUCGUGGCAUGCCAGGCGGGAUGGAGUGGAGGACUGUCCCAAACCUUCACCCUCGAAGUCCGAGUGGGGCCCUCGUCUUCAGGGGACCAGUCUUCGGGCACGGUGUUGGCCGCACUCAUGGAUCAGAUCGAGCCCCACUUCACGGUGACCGGUCUGGCCCCUGGCACCGAAUACGAGCUGGCCAUCAUAUCGUCCAACGCCCAGGGCACGGCCAAGCCAACGCGAAUCAUCUACCUGACGCCCAUCGACGUCGCGGAAAAACGGACCAGCGCUGCCGCGGCGGACGCGGAAGGACCCUUCCAGUUAUUCGCGAUGACGCCCUUGCUGGCGGUGCUGACGGGCGUCGUGCUGUCGGUUCUCCUCCUCUGCUUCAUCAUCUUGGGCGUAGUGAUCAAGAUGCGGAAGGCCAGAAACAGGGAGCAGACACAGACGAAGAUCCUCUAUGACAAGGCGUCGACGAAUACCAACGGAUGCGACGAAGGUGGCUUCAUACAGCAACAGCCGCAAGCUCAGGAUCCACAGCCAGAUAUUAUCCUCGUUAAAACAGCAGAAGCCGACACCGAGCGAAGCCGUCAGCUGAUCCAGGAGUGUUCCUUACCGCUCGAAGAAUCAUACUGUGACAGUUCCAGCAGCUUGCUGAAUAAUGGAGGACCUGUGCCGUGCGAGACAGACAGCCUCCUCCAGAACCUCGCCAGGGACGCAGGCCGUUGCAGCAGCGUCGGCGGCGCCAGUGCCUCGGCGCCCUUCCACACGGGAUCCUUAGGACGCAAGUCUUAUUCUUCCAUAGGGCACGAGACCCCUCCUGUGUCUUAUACGGAAUCCACUUACUCCUUAAGAAGGCAGAAGGGAUUCCAUUCUCAAGACUCCGACUGUGACUCUGCGCAGAUUCCGCUCGUCAUGAGUUCGCAGUCAGGGACACGAGAAAGUUGCGUUUAGAUGGACUUAGUUUAACGGGCAAUUGAAUCAAUAUACCAAGAGUUAACCUUCACCAUACUUCCAUUAUUAGUUUAUUUAUCAAAAUGGUGUCUUACUACCGACGGUGGAAAGUCUAUAUAUAUAAAUAUAUAUAUAUUCAUAUUUUGUACACGGUGGAGCAUAACAGGGAAAUUUGCCGAUUGUUAAAUUAAGUACGCUUUCUCUACAAAGGACUAUGUCAACCCUGACGAGCGGAUCGGCUCUCGUAGCAUAGAAAACGAGAUUUUAUUUUAUUUUAUAUAAUAUGAUUCGAUUCCUCGUUCUACAAUGUGAAAUAUGACAUUUUCCUCGCACAAAUAGAAUGAAGAGGAAAAUUGUGUCAAAGCUGCCAAUAUACUACACAUAGUUAGAUGAAGACUGAUUACACAUAAUGCCAAUUACAGAUGAAAUUAUAUGCACACAUUUAUAUAAAGUGGGGACAUAUUCACAUGUCUUUUCUAUGAUUCUUCCUGAAGUUUGGGUUGGUGUAUUCAUUGUGAAUUUUAAUAAUGUUGGUUUAUUUGAGAAUAAAACUUCAGUUAUCCCGUAAAGGAAUAAAAAGCAAAAUAUUCAUAUCAAUGGGCUCUUUAGCUGAUAAAACAUGCAGAAAUAAAGGAAACUUGUCAAGAAAUCAAAUCCAGAAAAGUUAAGAGGAACUGAUAUUUAAGUGUCCACAUUAUAUCUAAAAAUGUUCCUACUGGCAGAUUUGGCCAAAUAUUUACAUGUAAAUUUUAUUCGCGAGUUUUACUGUCUCAGAAUUGGGAAAAUAUUUGGUGAAAAAUUAACCAUUACAGAUUUUCUCAAGCCUUUCAGAAACUGAUACUCUUCAUGAAUUUUACCUGAGCACAUUCAGGCAAUAUAAAACAUCAUGCGUUAGAUUCAUAUUUUUACUAAACAAGAUUUUUUUAACUAUGUGCAAAAUUAACACCUCAUUUACAAGUGCAAUGAACAAGCCGAUUCUCUUAUUAAAAGGUUUCCUUAUUUUUAUGUUCUCGCCGAUUAUGUGAAAGAGCCAAGCGGAAAAUGAACCUUAAUUAUUUGGCUUUCCAAUGUUCUCGAAAUUACUCAAAUAACUUAAGUAGUUCUAAUGAAAUUCACCAGAAUUAAUAACCUUAAAUGAGGUCAUUUAAAGAGCUGGACCAAUUCUGAGUAAAGGGUAAAGGUUUGUUUAUAAACUGAUGGGUUAAUUUUCUGGAGAGAGAGAGAGAGAGAGAGAGAGAGAGAGAGAGAAUUGUCACAGCACGAGAGGAGAGAAGGCAAUUUUCUUUAUAAUUGCCAAACUGAAAUAGGACAGACUACGAGUGUCUCACUGUAAAACCAGCGCAUGAAAGAUUUCGUUCAUCCUGUUAAAACAUAAUAGAAAUGUAUGAGAUUUAAUGAAAAAGAUGCAUUACUGGCCUUAAAGCUGAUAACUAAAAAAAUUGUUUAAGUUUUGUAGGGAAAUUGCAAUGCUGAAGAAAUAUUUUUUGUUAUAAAUUAAAAAUAUGUGUGUGUUUGUGCCACAUACACUUUUACAUGCAUUGAACAAUUUCAAUCAAACUUGGUAUUUAUAUACCUUAGCAUCGGGGAAAGACUACUGUGGGGGUAAGACAUCACUGGCACCAAAGGGAGGGGGGUUGUGGGGAAGGGAGUUGGAAAGGGGUGAAAAUUAAAAUAACUGAAAAUGACAGCUAUUAGUGUCAAAUCCAUAAUUUUUGAGGUCAAUGAGAUUAAUAAUGACACUCCCAAAACCCUUCAAGUCCAAGUUUAGCCCCAAGGGGGGAGGUGGAAAAAAGUAAGAAAAGGGGUGACGUGUAAAAAUAGCCAAAAAGGACAAAUUUUAAUGUCUAAUCCAUAGUUUUCGAGGCUGCUGAGAUUAAUAGUGACACUCCUGAGGCUGUUCAAGUUCAGCUCCAAUAUGGAGGGAGGUGGAAAGAGUGGGAAUGGGGUGAUGUAAAAAUAACCUAGAACAACAGAUAUUAGUGUCAAACCCAUAAUUUUUGAGGUUGCCAAGAUGAAUAGUGACAUUCCUGAUGCCUUCAAGUCAAAGUUCAACCCCAAUAGGGAGGGGGUUGGGAAGGGGGUGACAUGUAAAAGUGACCGAAAACUACAGAUAUUAGUGUCUUAAUCCAUAGUUUUUGAGGCCGCUGAGAUUAACAGUGACGUUCUCUGCCUUCAAAUCCAAGUUCAGUUCCAAUAGGGAGGAGGGUGGAAAUGAGGUGACAUAUAAAAGUAAUCUCAAACUACAAAUAUUAGUGUCAAACCCACAGUUUUUGAGGUCGCUGAGAUGAAUGGUGAUGCUCCCGAGGCCCUUCAAGUCCAAUUUCAGCUCCGCUAGGGAGGGGGAUGGAAAGGAGUAGGAAUGGGUGACAAGUAUAAAUGACCUAAAACAACAGAUAUUAGUGUCUAAUCCAAAGUUUUCGAGGUCGCUGAGAUGAAUAGUGACUCCUGAUGCCCUCCAGUCCAAGGUUAGCUCCGAUAAGGAGGGGGUGGAAAGAGGUGGGAAUGGGGCGACGUAAAAAAAAACAUAAAACGACAGAUAUAAGUGUCUAAUCCAUAGUUUUUGAGGUUGCAGAGAUGAACAGUAAAGCUCCUAAUGGUACUGAAGUCCAAGUUCAGCCCCAAUAGAAAGGGGAGUGAGAAGGGGGUGACUUAUAAAAAUAACAGAAAACAACAGAUAUUAAUGUCUAAUACACAGUUUUUGAGGUCGCUGAGAUGAAUAGUGAUAACCCUAAAUGGCCAUCAAGUCCAUGUGCAGCCCCAAUAGGAAGGGGGGUGGGAAGGGUAUGACAUGUAAAAAUAGCUGAACACGAUAAUGUCAGUUGUCUAAUUUACAGUUUUCAAGGUCGCCGAGAUGAACAGUGACACUUCCAAUACCCUUUAAGUCCAAGUUUAGCCUCGAUAGAAAGACGGGGUGAGGAGGGGUUGGGAAGGUGGUGACUUUAAAUAAUCGAAAACUACAGAUAUUAGUGUCUAAUCCAUAGCUUUUGAGGUUGCCAAGAUGAAUAGUGACACUCCCAGUGCCUGUGAAGUCCGAGUUCAGCCCCGCUAGGAAGGGGGGCGAGACGUGGUGGUAAAAAAUAAAAUUUCAAAAAUUAUGUAUAUUAAGUGUCUAAUCCAUAGAUUUUGAGAUCACUGGGAUAAACAGAGACACUCCCAGUGCCCUUCAAGUCCAAGUUCAGCCCCAGUAGGAAUAGAGGUGAGAAGUGGUGAAAUAUAAAUUGUUAAAAAUGCUGGGAAAUGUAACUGAGACAAUAAUCUUAACAAGAGAGAGAGAGAGAGAGAGAGAGAGAGAGAGAGAGAGUAUAGGGGUUUUGGGAGGAGAGAGAAAGUUUAUCAGUUAUCAUUCAUUUUCCUAGGCAGUGCCAGGUUGGUCAGCUAGUAUGUAUGUACAUAUAUAUAUAUCUAUAUAUAUAUAUUAUUAUA
Molecule: messenger RNA, 6491 nt
Organism: Macrobrachium nipponense
Lineage: Eukaryota; Metazoa; Arthropoda; Malacostraca; Decapoda; Palaemonidae
Product: hemicentin-2-like
Exons: 14
Coding region: 465-3068 (867 amino acids)
Molecular function (GO): protein binding
Source: RefSeq, a predicted model, not a curated record